Prunus armeniaca (apricot) is the source of this 921-nucleotide messenger RNA. Lineage: Eukaryota; Viridiplantae; Streptophyta; Magnoliopsida; Rosales; Rosaceae. The record is from the annotation of a GenBank genome assembly.
AUGAAUGCAGUAACUCUCUGUAACCACAAUAUUAACUUUAAUAUUCAGCAUCAUUUCUCAGCGUCCGUGAAUCCCAAUUGGCCCAAAUCCUCUUCAAUCCGUCGCAGAAACCCUAACACCGCUACUAGGCCUUCAUCUUUGGUAAUCGAGACAGUGGAGGGCAAAGCUGUUUCAGAUUCUGAACAAACUCCUCCAUACGUUGCUCGUCGCCUCAUUCUGCUUCGUCAUGCUAACAGUUCCUGGGAAGACCCUUCGCUAAAAGAUCAUGAUCGGCCACUGAGUGAAACGGGACAAGCCGAUGCUGUCAAAGUCUCUCAUAAGCUCCAACAGUUGGGUUGGAUCCCUCAACUUAUUUUAUCUAGCAAUGCAGUGCGAACCAGGGAAACUCUUACGAUAAUGCAGCAACAAGUGAGAGGCUUCUUGGAAGCUGAGGUCCAUUAUAUUUCAAGCUUUUAUUCCAUCGCCGCCAUGGAUGGGCAGACAGCUGAGCACCUUCAACACGUUAUCUGUAACUAUUCAAGGGACGACAUCCUCACUGUCAUGUGCAUGGGACAUAAUAGGGGUUGGGAGGAGGCAGCCUCAAUGUUCACAGGUGCCUCCAUAGAACUGAAGACUUGCAACGCUGCUUUGCUUGAAACUACUGGGAAAUCUUGGGAUGAGACUGGGAAAGUAAAAAAGAAGAAGAAAUCCUUAAAGACAGAAUUCACAAGUAGAGUAGAGGAAGAGGAUUUUCUAAGUUUCUCUCCCCAUCCCCCGCCCUUCCUGCCUCUCAUUCUCUUGAUGAAGAAAACCGUAAAGAGGGGAUGGGAAUUUUUAAGAAGGCAGAGUGGCUCCAAAUCGGAAUUGGCAUUCAUUACUAAGAAGAACACUGGUGGCAUUAGCAGCAUUUUGUCCCAUUACCAUCAUUCACAGCAGCCAUAA